This is a messenger RNA of Hevea brasiliensis (rubber tree), 1256 nucleotides long. RefSeq lists its product as uncharacterized. Gene Ontology annotation, cellular component: Golgi membrane. The coding region runs from base 185 to 943 and encodes 252 amino acids. The transcript has 10 exons. NCBI's taxonomy places the organism in Eukaryota, Viridiplantae, Streptophyta, Magnoliopsida, Malpighiales, Euphorbiaceae. The record is from RefSeq and is a predicted model, not a curated record.
AAGGGAUUAAGCCAUUUCUGGAGUCGGGGAAGUGAGAGAACAAGUCAUCGUCGUUGCACAUAUCCUUUUCCCAAUCUCAAGUGAAACGAAAGCUUUCUCCACAGAUCUCCGAUUGAUCAUCUCCCUGCCUUCCUUGAAAUCCAAGUAGAAGAAGAAAGCAGUAUAGCAAAGAAAAGAAGGGGAGAUGUUGCCAACCUCGUCGAAAGUCCGUUCAUCGUCCUCCGCUUCUCGACCUAACUCCAUGCUCCCUCAGUACCUCCGGCGAAUUGUCAAGUGGCAACAAAUGGAUAUUGAAUAUACUUUCUGGCAAAUGCUUCAUCUUUGCACCUCACCAAAAGUCGUCUAUCAGCACACUAAGUAUCAUAAACAAACUAAGAAUCAAUGGGCACGCGAUGACCCAGCUUUUGUUGUAAUCUGCAGUCUACUUUUGGCAAUUUCCACUUUGGCUUAUUGUGCUGCGUAUGACCACAGUGCUGCACAUGCUGUUUUUGUAGUUAUCUCUGUGUUGAUUUUCCAUUUUUUAGUUAGUGGAGUUGUUUUGGCUACAUGCUGUUGGUUCCUAACUAAUGCAUACCUUAGAGAGGAGGCUCCAAAUAGUCAUGUGGUUGAGCAACGGGUUGAAUGGCUUUAUGCAUUUGAUGUGCACUGCAAUUCUUUCUUCCCAUUGUUUGUUAUGCUUUACGUUAUACAUUAUUUUCUAUCUCCUCUUUUGGUAGCCCAUGGUUUGAUACCUACAUUGCUGUCAAAUAUGCUUUUCAUGGUGGCGGCCUCCUACUAUCAUUAUCUCAACUUUUUAGGUUAUGAUGUGCUACCCUUUUUGGAGAGGACAACUUUUUUCCUCUAUCCAAUUGGCAUUGUCAUUGUUCUUUCUCCCAUUUUGAUCUUAAGUGGCUUCAAUCCUUCAAGAUAUUUUAUGAAUGUGUACUUUAGUCAAAGGCUGUGAGCAUACUAAGCUAACACUUGGGAUAGCACAUAUAAUGAGGUGGGGGAUAGUCCUGAGGCAUAAUUCUUUCAUACUUUUAAAAGUAACGGCAGGGUCCGGUCGGUUGCAAAAUGAAGAGUCCCCAUUUAGUCCUAUUCCCUUGCAAGUGGAAAUCAGAACCUACUAAAGUAGGGUAGAAGCGUUUUUUGGAUAGUGGACAUUGAUCAAGUGGAUAUGUAACCAGUUAAUUCUGUACUUGCAUUUCUAUCUGGAAAAUUGAAUGUCAUAGUCCAUUUUGAACAUGGAAAUUCUGAAUGUCGAGUGUUUGCGCCUA